Messenger RNA from Aegilops tauschii subsp. strangulata, 837 nucleotides. The record is from RefSeq and is a predicted model, not a curated record. NCBI's taxonomy places the organism in Eukaryota, Viridiplantae, Streptophyta, Magnoliopsida, Poales, Poaceae.
AUGGAGGAGGAGGAGGAGACGAACUUGGGUGCCGGUGGUUCCACCCCGGCAACAAACUUUGGCGGGGAGGGUGCCACUUCUUCCCAGCCCAGUGCUGGCGCUUCCUUGGCGGACCAGGAGAACAUCGAUACCGUCAUCAAGGAGGUCGCCAGGGACGCCGAGGCCAAGGCGGACAAGAUCGCCGCUGAGGAGGCUGACGUCGAAAAAGCCCAGGAGGCAGCGAAGGGACAGGCCGCCAAGGACGAGGCCGCUCAGCACCAGGACCAGGCCAAGCUGAACUCCCAGGAGGAGGACCUUGUCGCUCGUGAGGGGGAGCUCGCCGCCACCCUUAGCGGCAAGGACGAGGAGGUCAAGAAGCUUGCUACGCAGUGGACCCAGGAGCUGGAGCAGAGGGCCCGGGAAGAGACCGUGACCAAGGCCCUGGAGGACGAGAGGCAGCUGCGGAGGAAUGACACCGCCGACCACGAGGAAUAUGUGAAGGGCGAAAACCUCUGGAUCAGCCGCCUCGCCGACGUCGCCGGCAAGAUCACCACGAAACUGGCGGCCAUGGGGAUGCCAAACGUGAGCUCACUCUGCCCAUCCGCCGGCCGGCUGUCCUGCGCCGCCGCCCCGCCGCCACCUGCGCCGCGGCCAGCACCUGCCCCGCCACCAGCUGCACGGCCUGCUCCGCCGCUACCGUCCUGCGCCUACGCUCCACGGAUACCUGCGACGCCCACCACCUUCCUGCGACGCCACGGGUGGGGCGCCCGCCACCUGCUCGACCCGCGGCGCGGCCUCCUUCCGUGCGCCCGGCCGGAGCGCUCAAAGGUGGGGGGCUGCCGGAGCUAUUUGAACUAG